AUGGUGUUACUGGUUCACAUUUUCAUGGCUCCAUCUAUGCUUUACCUUUUAAUCCUUAUUCCAUUGGUGUCUUCCACAUCAAACCAGGUUCUCAAUCACCACUCCAUGCAAAAUGGUUUUCGAGUCAGCCUAUCCCACAUCGAUUCUAGCCACAAUUUCUCCAAAUUACAACUUGUCCAACGUUCACUCAACCGCGCCAAAAACAGGCUACAGAGGCUAGCUUCAAUGGCCGCCACCGGACCCGGCAACGGAGUCGAAGCCCCGGUCCAUGCCGGCAACGGAGAGUUCCUCAUGAACGUGUCGAUCGGAACUCCGGCGAUACCCUUUUCGAUGAUAAUGGACACCGGGAGUGACUUGAUAUGGACGCAAUGCAGCCCAUGCACAAAGUGUUUCAAGCAACCCACUCCGGUUUUCAAUCCGGCCAAGUCCUCUACGUGGUCUAAUGUUUCAUGUUCUAGUGAUUUAUGCAAGGACAUGAACAUAUUCAAGUGUGAAAAUGGUUGUAAAUAUUUGUAUUUGUAUGGCGACCAAUCGUCCACGGAAGGGUUCAUGGCCAUGGACACCUUCACAUUUGAGGACUCAUUGAAGCAAGUUGUGCCCAUACCUAAAAUAGGGUUUGGUUGCGGUGUGAACAACCAAGGGUCAGGGUUGGGCCAAGGGUCAGGACUAGUGGGACUAGGGCGUGGACCAUUGUCACUCGCAUCACAGCUUGGUGUCACAAAAUUCUCAUACUGUUUAACCUCUAUGGGUGGUAACCAAACUAGUUCUAGUACUCUUCUUUUAGGCUCACUAGCUGAUUUGAACUAUACCAGUGGUGCAAAUCAUGGUACACAAGUCACACCACUAGUACAGAAUCCUUAUCUACCUACAUUUUAUUACAUAUCACUGGAAGGGAUCACAGUUGGUGAAACCCUAUUACCCAUAUCGAAUUCGUUGUUCAAAUUGAAGGAAGAUGGCAGCGGUGGGAUGAUAAUUGAUUCCGGGACAACGAUAACGUAUCUCUUUAAGGAGGCUUUUGAUGUGCUGAAGGAGGAGUUCAUGUCACAGAUGAAGCUUAGGGUGUCAGGGUCAUCGGACACUACCGGACUUGAUCUGUGCUUCGAUUUGCCAACGAAAAAUGUUACUGAGAUUAUGGUGCCGAAGCUGAAGUUUCACUUCACGGGGUUGGAUUUGGAGCUGCCAGUGGAGAAUUAUAUGAUUGCUGAUGAGAGCUUGGGGUUGGUGUGUUUGGCUAUGGGAGCUUCGGGUGCAAUGUCGAUAUUCGGGAACAUUCAGCAGCAGAACUUGCUGGUUCUUCAUGAUCUUGAGAAGGAGACUCUGUCUUUUGUACCCACUCAAUGUGAACAGUUGUAA
Cornus florida is the source of this 1353-nucleotide messenger RNA. RefSeq names its product aspartic proteinase nepenthesin-1-like. Gene Ontology annotation, cellular component: extracellular region. Lineage: Eukaryota; Viridiplantae; Streptophyta; Magnoliopsida; Cornales; Cornaceae. Gene Ontology annotation, molecular function: aspartic-type endopeptidase activity. The record is from RefSeq and is a predicted model, not a curated record. Bases 1 to 1353 code for a protein of 450 amino acids. The transcript has 2 exons. Gene Ontology annotation, biological process: proteolysis.